CUUUCUUCUUCAUUAUGUCUAAAACGGCUUUAGUAUUUGGUGCUACUGGCAUUAGCGGAAUAGCCGCGAUUGACGCUCUACUUCAGGAUUCUUCAUAUGAGAGAAUAAUAGGAAUCAGUAGAAGACCUGUCGAUAGACAAGGUGUUGAUCAUAUCUCGAUUGAUCUCAUCAAUUCAUCUGAUAAUCAGAUUGCUGAUAUUUUGAUCAAAGGUGGUGCUGAUACUUCCACCCACGUCUUCUUCUAUGCUUAUAUCGAUUCACAAGACAUAGAAGAGCAGAACAGCGUAAACAACAAGCUGUUUGAUAAAUCAAUUUCAGCAGUCAGCAAAGCAUGUCCAAAUCUCAAAUCAUUCCAUCUCCAAACAGGCUAUAAAUACUACAUGCCCGGUUUCACAGCCGAGAAAUUUCCGCCACUGCCAUUCAAGGAAGACAGUAAGAGACAAGGACACGUCCCUAACUUCUUCUACUAUCAUCAAGAAGAUAAAUUGGCAAUAGUGGCAGAAGAGAAUGGAUGGAAUUGGACAGUUAGCAGGCCAUGUGCUAUUGCUGGCUACUCGAAAGGCAAUUGGAUGUCUGUGUCUGUUACUGCCGCACUAUAUGCUUUUGGAUGUAAGGAGUUCGGUGAAAACUUGCACUAUCCUGGUCCGCUUAUCUGUUAUGAUAUGGAUUAUGAUAAUAGUACGGCUAAAAAUAAUGCAGAGUUUCAACUUUAUGUUGUUGAACAUGCACAAAAUAGGGCGUUUAAUAUCAAUGAUGGGAAACCUUAUCAAUUUAACACACUUUGGCCGCAGAUCGCAGCAUAUUUUGGUUUGGAACUUCCGUCCCCACCAGCUCAAGAUGUCGAAAUCAAGGCAGGGGAAUUCUUGAAAGUUGUCCAUAGCGUUACGGAGUGGGCGGAAAGACAUAAAUAUGACUUUCCUAAACUUGUGAAAAAGUACGAUCUGGAUCCAAAAACCUUUGAGUAUGCAAAUUGGUCUAGUAUUGAGAUCGCAGCUGCGCUUCCUUACCCAAUUGUCGGGGAUAUGGAUUCUGCGAGAUCAAUUGGAUGGAAUAAGACGGUGGAUACUUAUACUGAUGGCACUGUCGCUCCAGUUUCAGCUAGCCAGAGCAUUCUCUUCACUUUAAUUCACUCAGUCUUUGCUGAAGAUCACUCAUGCACGAACUACUUGUUCGAUCCUCCAAUCACUCAAACAGAGAUGGAUGAGGAGUACAAAACAGCAGUCAAGUUCUUCAAUUACGACAAGGGCACUUUACCAACACCUAUCUUUGUUACUAGCAGAGGUCUUGAGAAUAUCUUGCCUUGGUUGCUCAAGACGGAGAGAGGCGAGAUCAGAGGUGGUUAUCUAUCACCCUGCAGUCAAGUCAGAAUUUCGCAAAUGGUUAUAACACUUAAGAAUAUUCUCUAUCAACAUAUAGAUUGGUCUCCAAAAUAUUUUUAUGAUCCUAAUAACAAAAUACAAUGUCGCUGGUAUUUAAUGUGUCAACGUGAAUUCACAUGGAUAGAAUCUACCCUACAUUUCCUCACACUUCCAAUAACAUUUUGGAACUUCCUUAGCUUUGAUGUUCUUGAACAACGCCCCAACCACUUAGAUCCCACCUUCAUAGUACCUACAGGCAAACCAUGCAAAAAGCCAUACCAAGAGUAUGACUAUUUACUCAAGAUCCCUGCAGAAAAGGAACAAGAAAAAAAGCAACCUGGAUCAAAGUAAAGUGAUUAUUAUAUUUCUUCUUUUAUUGGUACAUUUCAUUUAUAUAUCAUUCAAUAAAAGUGUUCUAAAAAGGGUGCACCAGUAAUUGCAAUUGGGUCAGGAACAUUAAGGGAUAUCCAAUGUAAGCACUGACCACCUCUUUCUAGGGUGCUGUCCGCGUAAUUGUCCGGCACCGAAAAAAAAGCCGGUGAUUGGUAACUGAACAGCCUCAUGGAAGGAAGAGACUUUCAAGCUAUACCGCUCGAUAAUACAGUAGGGCUUCACUAUACUCACUUACUACAGCUCUAUAAAUAUUUAAUGUCCUAUCCCCUUCAAAUUCUCAGGAUUCGGUGUGAUUUACUGAAUUUCUCUUCUCAAACGGUUCCUGAUAUAUCAAAAAUUCACUACGUUUGCCGAUUCAUAUAAAAGCGGACAUGUUGGUUACAAAGCUAUUAUUGGCUAAAUUAUUUCAGGUCCUAAUGCUCCAUAAGCUGAGUGCAAGCCUGGAAGUGGAUAUAGCCUCCAUCAUACUUUUUUAGGUUGUUGUCGGGUCGUCAAAAUUUGCGAUGCGGACGUGCUUUUAAGGGGUUCGGAAAUAGUGUCAAAACUUCUUUAUAUACUACAGUGUACUUCCGUUAUAGUACAUUU
Molecule: messenger RNA, 2336 nt
Organism: Wallemia mellicola CBS 633.66
Lineage: Eukaryota; Fungi; Basidiomycota; Wallemiomycetes; Wallemiales; Wallemiaceae
Exons: 6
Coding region: 15-1709 (564 amino acids)
Source: RefSeq, a predicted model, not a curated record